Messenger RNA from Neohortaea acidophila, 1434 nucleotides. RefSeq lists its product as uncharacterized. The transcript is spliced from 4 exons. The coding region runs from base 201 to 1250 and encodes 349 amino acids. Gene Ontology annotation, molecular function: protein binding. The record is from RefSeq and is a predicted model, not a curated record. Lineage: Eukaryota; Fungi; Ascomycota; Dothideomycetes; Mycosphaerellales; Teratosphaeriaceae.
AUUGGAUUUUCGGAACUUUCCCCUUGACUGAUGGGCAAACAGCCUAUGUACUCUGUCCUUUCCGCAGGCCGUCGACCGUUUGGCGAGGUUAUUUCCCCUCAUCGCUCGACAUCGUGAUGAGCACUUUUGUAUGCGUUUCGUAGCUUCGCACUUCACGUAGGUUCGCAGACUCCUAGGUCGUCCGCCACGCUCGCUUGACAAUGACGUUCUUUCUCCUGGCCAUUGCAUAUUUCGCAGCGCUUGCCUGCAGCGCUCCUGCCUCCAAGUUUACCUUUUACAACGUCGAGACCCCUUUGGCCGGACCUUGCGACCUCUGGAAUGGACCAGAUGGCGCGAUCUGGGUCGAUACCCUGCUUGCCAACAAGAUUGUGAGGGUGGACCCAUCCUCUGGCGCCGUAACGGAGUACAGCAUCCCGUACAAGUCAGGCUUGCUUCCCACCUCGGUGCUGCCCUCCAGCACGCAAGGUCGUGUUGCUCUGGCUUGCGUUGUCCAACCCGGAUAUGACGGUAAGAUGUAUCUCGCAACUGGUAUCCGCGACCAGAUUGCACGGAUCAACGUCGAAACCAAGGAGGUCGAGGUCUUUGGCUACGUAAACCUCGCUGGAAACUUGGAGCCUCUCAACGAUGCAUGGCCGGUUGAAGAAGGCAUGUUCUUCUCUCAGACGAGUGGCAAUGUGAUUACCCUUUUCAACUACAACACCACCGAAUUCAAGGACUAUCCCCUUCCUAUUCCCCUCUCCGGCCCUGUUGGAAUGAGGACCGGCUCCGACGGCGGUUUGUGGUUCUGCGAGUUCCUCGGUAACAGGAUUGGACGUCUGAACUAUACAGACGGAACCAUCAAGGAAUAUCCUGUCCCGCCAACUCUUCUUGGACCGGGAGUUAUGCGCGUCGAAACGGAAGGCCGCUACCUGUGGUUCACGGCCCUAGAGGCCAGCGCUCUCGGGCGCAUCGACAUCUACACCGGUGAAAUCACUGCAUACACGAUCACGAACGGCGCACUCUUCCCCGUGGAAGACACAGAGGACAGCAAGGGCAAUGUUUGGUUUACUUCCAUUAACGACAAUGCCCUCAACUAUCUGACCCCAUCUACCGGCAAAUUCACCUCCAUUCAAACGCCAGGCACUCUGGUCUCUCUUCCCCUCAGCCUUCCGCCUCACGCCGAUAUUGCCAUUCACUACGUCCAAGCAGAUAAUUCGAUUUGGUUUACGGAGCUGUCAGAGAACAGGAUUGGACGCUACAGUCUGUCUUGACGAUGGAAACAAUUGCUUACGCAUUACCUCAGACUGUCUUGAAUGGUUUGAUUUGAUUGCUUACAGCUGAUUGAUUCCUUCGAGCUGGUCUUCGAUUUGAUAGCCACUGAUAGUGUGCAGAUAGCAGAAAAAUCAGUUUCAUGCCAUUCAAUCUUCUUGACGAUCUUCCACCCGGUAUUGCUCG